AUGGCGGAAGAAGUCUAUGAUGGUGCCAUUGGCAUCGAUUUGGGUACCACCUACUCUUGCGUUGCCACUUACGAGGGGAGCAAUGUCGAGAUCAUUGCCAACGAGCAGGGUAACUUCACCACCCCCUCUUUCGUUUCCUUCUCCGACAAGGAGCGAUUGAUCGGUGAGGCCGCCAAGAACCAGGCUGCCAUGAACCCCCGCAACACCGUCUUCGACGUCAAGCGUCUCAUCGGUCGCCGAUUCGAUGACCCCGCCGUCAAGAAGGACAUGGAGAGCUGGCCCUUCAAGGUCAUUGAUGAUGCUGGUAACCCCAAGGUCGAGGUUGAGUACCUCGGCGAGACCAAGACCUUCUCCCCCCAGGAGAUCUCUGCUAUGGUUUUGACCAAGAUGAAGGAGAUUGCCGAGGCCAAGCUUGGCAAGAAGGUUGAGAAGGCUGUCAUCACUGUUCCUGCCUACUUCAACGACAACCAGCGUCAGGCCACCAAGGAUGCCGGUGCCAUUUCUGGCCUCAACAUCCUUCGUAUCAUCAACGAGCCUACCGCCGCCGCUAUUGCCUAUGGUCUCGGCUCUGGCAAGACCGGCAAGGAGCGAAAUGUCCUCAUCUACGAUCUCGGUGGUGGUACUUUCGAUGUUUCCCUUCUUAACAUCCAGGGCGGUGUCUUCACCGUCAAGGCUACUUCCGGUGAUACCCAUCUCGGUGGCCAGGACUUCGAUACCAACCUGCUCGAUCACUGCAGGAAGGAGUUCACCCGCAAGACCAAGAAGGACCUUAGCAGCGACCCCCGUGCCCUCCGUCGUCUCAGGACGGCUUGCGAGCGUGCCAAGAGGACCCUUUCCAGCGGUGCCCAGGCCACCAUCGAGAUUGAUUCUCUCUUUGACGGCGAGGACUUCGCCAUGCAGAUUACCCGUGCCCGUUUCGAGGACCUCAACUCCAAGGCCUUCGCCGGUACCCUCGAGCCCGUUGCCUCCGUCCUGAAGGAUGCUGGCCUCGAGAAGGGUGAGGUCGACGAGAUUGUCCUCGUUGGUGGUUCCACCCGUAUCCCCCGUAUCCAGAAGCUCCUCUCCGACUUCUUCGGUGGCAAGAAGCUCGAGAAGAGCAUCAACCCCGAUGAGGCUGUCGCCUACGGUGCCGCCGUCCAGGCUGGUAUCCUCUCUGGCAAGGCCACCUCCGCCGAGACUGCCGACCUCCUUCUCCUCGAUGUUGUUCCCCUCUCCCUCGGUGUUGCCAUGGAGGGCAACAUCUUCGCCCCCGUCGUGCCCCGUGGCCAGACCGUCCCCACCAUCAAGAAGCGAACCUUCACCACUGUUGCCGAUAUGCAGCAGACCGUUCAGUUCCCUGUCUACCAGGGUGAGCGUGUCAACUGUGAGGAUAACACUUCCCUCGGAGAGUUCACUCUUGCUCCCAUUCCUCCCAUGAAGGCCGGUGAGCCCGUUCUCGAGGUCGUCUUCGAGGUCGAUGUCAACGGUAUUCUUAAGGUCACUGCCACUGAGAAGACCUCGGGCCGCAGCGCCAACAUCACUAUCAGCAACUCUGUUGGCAAGCUCUCGUCCACCGAGAUUGAGAGCAUGAUCAACGAUGCCGAGAAGUUCAAGAGCAACGACGAGGCCUUCAGCAAGAGGUUCGAGGCCAAGCAGCACCUCGAGAACUACAUCAACCACGUCGAGGAGCUCGUCUCUGACCCCUCGCUCUCCCUCAAGCUCAAGCGUGGCCAGAAGGACAAGAUCGAGGCCACCAUCAGCGAUGCCAUGGCCGCUCUCGAGCUCAAGGAGACCAGCGCCGAGGAUCUCAAGAAGCAGGAGCUUGCUCUCAAGCGCCUUGUGACCAAGGCUAUGUCCAGCCGAUAA
Scedosporium apiospermum is the source of this 1845-nucleotide messenger RNA. RefSeq lists its product as uncharacterized. Gene Ontology annotation, molecular function: misfolded protein binding; heat shock protein binding; ATP binding. The transcript is spliced from 5 exons. The record is from RefSeq and is a predicted model, not a curated record. Bases 1 to 1845 code for a protein of 614 amino acids. Lineage: Eukaryota; Fungi; Ascomycota; Sordariomycetes; Microascales; Microascaceae. Gene Ontology annotation, cellular component: cytosol; plasma membrane; nucleus. Gene Ontology annotation, biological process: cellular response to unfolded protein; vesicle-mediated transport; protein refolding.